Aspergillus japonicus CBS 114.51 is the source of this 1715-nucleotide messenger RNA. RefSeq lists its product as uncharacterized. The transcript is spliced from 2 exons. The record is from RefSeq and is a predicted model, not a curated record. Bases 328 to 1464 code for a protein of 378 amino acids. Lineage: Eukaryota; Fungi; Ascomycota; Eurotiomycetes; Eurotiales; Aspergillaceae.
ACUGAUACCCUCCAGUAUCUGAUCUCCCAGUUCUCCCCCUCCAACAGAUUCCUAUCUUCUGCUUGACCUUAUUCCUUGACAUACUCACAUGUUGCUGUCUCUUCUACUCGCCCUCGUCUUCCAAUCCUUGGUUUCAACUAUCUCAUCUAGCGAAUAUCCUUGAUCACAAUUCUCAAAAUAAGCGACCGGAUUCGCCCACAGUACACCAUGUUCCAGUCACAGUAAGUACACAGAUCAACUGGCUCUGGUUUCUGAAAGACUGAUGUCAGAGAUAGGGACCUGACUUACGACGACAUCGCCAAACUCAAUCCCUUUUACGAACCAUUCAUGAAGUUCUGGACGGGCUCUCCAACUAGUGAUACGGCCGUUCCAUUCGAUGCUCAGUCAUCCGCCUCGUCGGAGUACAUUCCCGUUGGAAUCGAAUCAGAUCUGUCACCUCCGUCGCCCGUAAGGCACCAGUCCGAGUUUGAUGACACAGUCUGUGUGCUGGAGGCGCCGGGCUUGACACUGCACAAUGGCCGUGGACAUCAAAUCGGCUACCACCCAUACUCCGAGCCCGAAGUCAGCCAGACGGUCCUGAUGAGGCUCAGUCCUAGCCCUCAGCUGUCUCCGACUGCCCCAGACCUAACUGGUGUUUCGCUGGUUGGUAACCCCUUGAGCGGAAGCAAGCCGUCACACAAGAAGCUUUUCGGCGAGAACGGCUGGCUGGGGAGCAACGCAGAUCUCAGAGAAUUGGCGGGUGACAACCACAAGUCUUUCGGCUUGCGCAGAUUGGGGAAAAAAUUCAAGAUGCAUGUGGAAGACCUGGUGGAAGACCUGGUAAGUAGACCACCGCGUUCCGAUGGAAGACCAUGUCCUGACAUCUCCUUUGAACAGACCGGUGACCUUUUCAAGGUCAACCUUGGCAUCCAUUCCUCCGGGCCGAUCCCAGAGAGGUAUGGACCUGCACGGACUGUGCCGGUUUCGCUGGAUGCUCCGACCCAGGCAAGAUUGUACUCGCAAUUGGAGGUCAUGAUCUGCGUCGUUGCCAACCGGUUCCUCGUCGAACAACACAAUCGAGGUCUGCUUUCUGGGGAAUCCAUUUCCAAGGUCACCAACUACUGGGCUGCGAAGAAUCGACCACGAGUCGUGGAGUUUCACUAUGAUCAAGCCACCCAGCGCCAGUUGAUCUUGUCAAACCUUCGGACUGUUCAAUUCAACGGAUGUAGCGCGACCAACCCAGUCCAGCUGAGAACGAACCUGAACAACUGGAAAGCGAUCGGAAAAGAGAUGAGCGUUCGCACUUUCUGCGCCCCGGACAGCGCGAUUCGUAAGCAGAUGUAUGACAUCCAUAAGCUUCUUGAGAUGCUCGGAGCACCCUGCAGUGGGAGAAACGGGCCUACACUGGCUCUUACUGGCUCGAUCUAUGUCUUUUGCCUUUCAUUUCCGCGGAAAUAUUAUUGUCUUCAUGUCUCCUUGCGAUAACGGAGUUGUUAAGCGUAUCGAAUGAUAGUCUAGAAAAUCCAUCAAUUUCUCCGCCUUUUUCAUCCGUCACGCGCGGAAUUCUUGGCCGAAUGAACGGAUUGCCAUCAUGUGCGGAUCAGGGUCAUUGCAUAAUCGGGGGGAUCCUAGCUCAGACGAAUAACGACUUCAAAUGACCAACGUGGCUUCUGCGUGACUGCUGUCAUACUCGAGAUGAUGAGGUGGCAGUUGCGGUCGGCGGUGGUGGUUGUGGU